UAAAUCGGUUUCAUCCGGGCAUGGUGCCUAAUAUGCAGUCAAUGUGUCAUCUGUUCGAAAGCUGAACGACACGUGCAGCAGACAUUACGUCAUGACAUAGUCUGAUGACCACAGUCAUCACAAUUGGUACGGUAAGUCGCUUGAGACCCCGCCCCCGGGAGGGGACAAUGUACAUAGAAUUUUUUACAUUAACGCUUCCACUUAAAAACGGACAAAACUAUCCAUUGCCUCUGGCAUUCCAAAAAGGGCUUGAAUUGGCUGGCUGACGGUGAUGGUUUUCAUCGGUGCGUCUCGUCUGCCGAGUACCCACCGAAGCUCCCAUGGUCUGAAGUGCUGAAGCGACACAAAAAGCACGUUGGCGCUCCGUGGUCGCUAGGAAGACGGGACAGGGAUGCAAACCCCUCUGCGGUUACAUACCAGACAUGAACGAGACCUACCUGUCUGCCAGUGGCCAGGGCCCGUCCAGUCUGGAGGACUUGUUCGCCAUUGACGGUGUAUUGCGUGCAUGGGCGACCUCGAUGUGGCAGCCGUCCGCGGAAAAACCACCCCUGAAAUUCACCACACUCUGUGGUUUUGGUGCGAAAGUGAAAGGAUUUGCAGUCUUGACAGCUGUCCCAUGACAGGCCAGGCGCUAAUUUUGGACGGAUGGAGAACGCUUUUGGUUCGAUAAACCAACGUUAAUCAACGAGAGCGGCCAGCCUGUAGCUUGCUUUACCGGUGUUGUGACUCAUGUUGUACACGGAUAGCCCGGUACAGCUUGACCGUUCAUGUGCUGGUGACUUCCUGGGACACCAGUCAAUCUAGCAGUACACGGAAUGCUGCUAUUUUGUGGAGAACUACCCUGGAUUGUGUCAUAUUUGUGAACUAGCCAUGGCGUUGUUUUUGUUUGGCUCCGCAUGCCGGUUUUCAUCCAAGAAAAGACAUCACAGAUGUUGAUUUUUUUUCUCGUUUUUUUUCGGGUUCGGACGCACCAUGCGGAUCCGGCGAGAGUAGCGGCAGAGGCCGUCUCAGACGACCCUCUUUCUCAUCGUGGUUGUGCCGAGGAUGGACCGACACACCGAAUCUUUCAUAUGCAUUAGUAUAUUUGUGUUCCUCCUGCGUCACACCGCUCACUGUCAAGAAUGUUCUGAGACGUUCACCCAGGCUCCUGGCAAACUAAACCGAUUGUUGAAUGCCACCAGUCUUUGGUCUACUUGCAAGUUUCACUUCCACGCGCCCGCUGACUCGGCUGUGGUGGUGAGCAUAACAGCUCUGAGAGGUUUUUCCUCGGCAGGCUCUGGGGGGCGCUGCCGCCCGAGACUUGUUUUUAAAAACGUCGGUCCGUUGGGCACGACGCACCUCCUGACUGUCCAGGGCAACCAGGAGAGAACUCUACCGAUUGUUGUGCAAUCCUUGGAUAAUGAACUUAAAGUGGUUUUUCGCGGACAUACUUGCAGCGAACAGAUGAGUAGCUUUGAUGCUUCAUAUAGUUUCUACUCCAGAGUCGGACGAAAGGCAAAGUACCAGGAGUCGUACCCACUAGUGCGAGAUGCCCGCAAGACGUCUGACCACAGUGUAAUGAUAACCACACCAGGUACUGAUGACAUCACCUCCGCACCACAACAUAGGAAUACCACUGAUGGUAACAAUGAUAGCAAAAGUCAAGAGACCAACAGCAGCCUUCACCUGUUCUUUUUAGCUAUCCUAGCGCCAAUCACACUUGUCUGCCUGCUAUGCUGUUUAAUUAUGUACAUACGCCAACGCAACGAUCUCCUGAUGCCUCCACUACAUCACAGAUCCCAAAGACUCUCUAUGUCCACCCCAUCUGAUACCACACCACCAACAAGUGAACUGCCUCUCAUGCAGGGCAGGCCUUUUUCCAGUGAGCAACAGCAAGAGAUGCUGCGCCAACAGCGAGAGACUGUUUGCCGCCGCAGUGAGUCCACUGAGGACUACCCCUCCACGGUGGUGCAUUAUGAUGAGGAAGCCCACCCUUUCAUGAGAAGCCUAAGACUCUUUAAUGAGGACGUUUGUCGGUCAGGGAUUCGUGCCCCACCCAAUCGGACUGUCUUUGACAGCAUUGAGAGCAGCCUCAGCAUGAAGCAACCACAAGCCCCACUGAAAAAGGUCUUGAAAAAGGGCACUGUUCAUCGAACAGACACAACUAAUCGUGCCGGCUCCCUAAGGGGCAAGCCUGGAUUACAAGUGCUAGACAGUGAGACCAAGACGCCGCUGAAGUUAUUAGAUCCGGAUUCGGAAGGACCGCCCCCAUAUCUUGCAGUUGUGAAGAAGCAACAUCAGCAGCAACAACCUAGACCUUCUUCAGAGGUCCUCAAUGUGUGUGAUAGGAGCCAAAGCCACCUAGUGGCUGCUCUAAGUGAACCUAGUGUGCAGCGAUCGGUGGUGGACACGUGGCCCCUGCCUCAUCGGUCGCACAACGCUGCCACACCACCCUCAACGCUACCACAGGAAGCCCAGCCAAGUAGUAGGCAUUCACCGCCCCCUCCACCCCUAGAGGAAAAAGAGGAAGCACAGUGUAGAAGGUGUGAAUCCAGUGAGACCCGUAUUGCAUGACACGGCUGAAGCGUUUGCCACUCCAAUUUAAAAACCCUGAGCACCAAGAAAUGCUCAGAAUCUAUAUGCAGCCUUAUUACUCAUAAAUUGAAGAGGGCCGGUGGCCCAAUGGUAUAAUGCUAUUCGUAUGUAAUAAUUAUGUUGAAGAGUAGACUCGGCUCGUUGACAAUGUGACAUAAAUAAGGGAGGGCUGGUAAGAGAAUGCAGUGCAUGUGAGGUUACUUAAGUUCAAUUUCAUUCUGAACCAACAUGCGAGAAAGUAGCAACACUUGUACAGACUGAUCCUCAACCACUCUCAUUGGAUGAUGUGCAGGUGAUGACUUAGUAAGGUAAGAAUCAUUUCUCGGAGAUUUGCUGUCAGAGGUGGUCAUGGUGUUGCUGACCCUUCCAGUUAUUGCCUGUGAUUUUGUUGACUGGAUCAGUCUGUACCAGUGGCCUGUGUUGAAAGUCGUGUACUUGAGCAUUACAGGCAAUGCUUCCAUUCAAAAUGGGGAGUAAAAUCCUCUGCUAUUCCCAAAUUUAUGUACAAGUGAAAACUUGGGACUUGAAAGUAGAAACUUUGGCUUUGCACCAUCCAUGUAAACUUGUUUUGUCAAUAUGAUCUCACGAGAGCCUAUCAGUCUGUUUAAAUGGAAGUCGAGAGUGGAAAACCAGAAUAUUUUUACAUUCUGAAAAGCGAUCAGCUUAAGUUGGCCAGAGGUCACUUGCAUGUGAUCUUAAAACCACAAGAAAUCUAACUGCUGUCAGUGUUGAUUGCCUGCAUUACUAAAAUGAUCCAGUUAUGGAAGUGAGAUAAUGUCUAAACCAUCAGUUAUACUCAUUUUUCUCAUUUGUAAGCCGUUUGCAGAUGUUCCCUCAUUUCAAGAAACUUAACACCUUCCAGUUGCAGAAUGAGUUGUGCUUCACUCACUGAGGAUAAAACUCUUUUUCACCUCUUGAUCCUAUGCAUGAAUCAUCUGAAUGUUUUUGCCGGAGGCUGCAUUGUCACAACAAAUAGCAUUGUGACCACUUUCAGUUUGUGCCCGAUGUCCUGGAAUGGCUGUGGGGUGUCAUUAAGCCACUCAGUGGCCCAUAGGGUUGCAGAUUCAUUGCACACUUCUUCAGUGAACGGGCGACUGAACGUCCACUGGCAGAUUGACUUGAAUUUAGAUACAUGUUUGGCAGCAAGCAUUGAUACAGUGGUCAUGUUCCACAUACUAAUUGUAUAAAUGCUACCACUCGUCUGGUGAACUUUGCUGUAUGAAAAGGCCAAAUGUCUCUGACAUUUCACCUUGCGCUAUCCUUGUAUCCUGCAUAAAAUAUCCAAGUAUCCUGCUCAUCUUUCACAUUUCCUUGGUCCUUUCUAAAGUGAAAUCUAAUAUUAAUUUUAGAAAUCUAAGAUCUUAUUUAUCAAAUGACCAUUUUGCCUCAUGGUGGUUCUUUAUGAAGUCGUAAUGAAUCAAAAAGAUGUGAAAAUAGACUUGAUGGGUCACUUGCCCUUGCUUCCGUAGAUGAUCAAAAAGGAUGAUGUCACAUUUGUCACAAAAAGUCUGAGAAACAUUUUUUUUUGUGGGGACCCUUUCAUAUAAAAAAAGCUGUCUUGCAUCAAUGUGCCUUUGCUUUGCAUGCUAGUUCUGUCUUGUGUGAUUUUUUGCGAUUGGAAUGUUGUGCUUUGUCAGAGACGAACACCAACAUUCAGUAGAACAGCAUUUCAGCUCUGUCAUCUUGUGAAACUGAAGGGAAGAACGCAAGGCUGCUGCUGCUGAACCUUUUGGAUCCACUGGCAUGGGGGAACUACCAAGGGAGGCAGAGUGAGGCCUUUUGUAACAUCCGCACUUGUACUGUAGCCUCUCCCCCACAGGUACACACACCCACACAACAAAUGAUCCCUUUCAGUGCAGCUGGUUGACGAGAGUUCACGAAAACAAACACAGCACUACGGUGCAGUCACGCACGGUGGAGAUAAAGUGUACGUGUCUGUGCUCACGACUUCAUGGCCGACCCUAGCAUUGGAGGAAGGAAAUUGCCAAGGCCAUUGUAUGAGCAUUAGUCAUGUAAAAAAACAUUCUUUUGGCCGGAAACUUCAGGAACGUCAGUUUGAAGGGGGAGUGGGCCUAACCACCUCCAAAGUCUCCAGGUAUGAAGAAUGUGCUUCCAUCCAGGGACUCAGCAAAAUGAGAACUCUUUCAAUGUGUUAAGUCGGUUAAAAUAAACUGUAUCUACCCACUUCAUGUUCAUCCAGAUUUUUUUUGACAGGUUUAGUCAUAUUUCAGUCCCGUUCCCCCGGGGGGGGUCUCAUGAUUUACCCUCUCCAAAGAUGAGUGAGCCUUCCCUUUCUGAACAGCCCAAUUGCCCAGUGACUCAUUCAAUUUCCUUAGUUCUGUAUUUCCCACAUGCCUCUGAAUGUCUUUACCCAGGAGACAUUAACCAGCUAAUACUUUGUCCUCUAUUGCCCCAUUUCUUAAUUCCCCACCCAAAGAGUGAACAAUGAAUGAGAUGAAAAACUGUUCCUUUCUCAUCUCUGCCAUUUAUAGCGCUCUGUAACCAAUCAUCAGGUAGAAGAUCCAUCUGGUGCUAUCGCUUGGCUCUGGCCCCAACUAACUAAAACACUAGCCCAGACUAUUCACAGAUAGACCCCAAAGUUCCAAGCCCUUAGAAGGGGCUUUAUGUCCAGGCCUAUGUUGAUCCUGAGCCAACAUUGCUGUGGCAGAUGCAGCCGUCAAGCCAAGCCCCUGGAUGCAUACUGGCCCCUGUUUGAUCCCAGAGUUUAAAGGAGAAAAACCCACAGACCUCUGCCCACAUGUGGAGAGUUUCCUCAAUGCUGGUGAGUUUGCUUCUGCAUCUGCAACGUUUCCACGCUAUUGAGAGAGAUGCUGUAAGACACGAGUUGUCUUGUGAGUAAAGAGUGGUGGAAAAAAAAAGAAGCAUCCAUGUUGAAUGAGUCCAGGGUGGUACCUCUUUAAAGGAAUAACCACAAUUUCCUGGUGGAUUAAGCAAGACCCCUGCCUGCUGACAGGGACACAGCUGCCAUACGCAUCAAAUCUAUCCAUGUGGUGAUAUUUUCUAUCCCACUGCAUUUCUGGAUGCCGCUAUGUGGCUGGUAGUUUACAUAGAGGAAUGCAUUGCGUAUGUGGGUACUUAGCUGCAAGAUCUGUGGGCUAUGCGGCAACUUGACCUGCCCAGCAUAAAGACCUUAAUGAAGCACAGAAGAACUAUAGGGGCUCAUGGGAAAUAGCUGCUAGUUGGAGUUUUCACUGUCAACAAGUUUAGGGUCGGCAACCUUUUGUUGAGUUUUUCAAUGGAGAGGUUGAGAUGAAAGUUCUGAUGCUCAGGUUAAGUUGGUAUCGUAUUAGGUAUUGAUGUGGUAUGCUUGACUGUUGUAUGUUUCACUGCUGUUGAACUUCUCAUUGCAAUAGAAUGAUACUUAAUAGAAUCAGCAGAGGGAAUUUUUGUGCUUUCAACUUUCUUGGACAUUUUCACACCUUGUACUCAUGUGGGUACAUUGCCUACCAAUGUUUCUACACGAUUAGUAGGCAUCUGACACAGCAAGUCAUACCAAACUGUAGAAAGUCUGCAUACUCACUGAUAGCCGUGAACCCCAACAGUCUGCCAUCCUGGAAAAUUUUUAUGAUUUAAGGGUUUUACCAUAUUGGGUGCAAUUUAUUUGCAAGGAAACUUAUUUGGAGGAAAAAUUUGAAUUUUACCAGACCAGAAGGUGCGCACCUCUCUCACCAGCCUUUCCUCGCAGGUCAGCCUUUUCUCUUGACAUGGUCCGUUAAUCAACAUUUGAAAGAUCUUGAAAUCAAAUGAGAACCUGUAGAAAGAUGGACAAAAGUAAUUGUUGUUGCAUGUACAAAAAGUCUUAUUAUCCUGUAUGUGUGUGAAACUCCCUGUUAUUAUUUUUUGUUCACUUUCUUGUGCUAGCAAUAUAUAUAAUUAUUUCCCUGAAAAUGCUGUUGUUUAUGUGUAUAUUAAAUAUUAUAAAUAUGACGUUUAUUUUGCUUUUUUUGGUUGUAUAUCAUCAAAGAUGGUACUAUUUCGGGGAAGGAAGCCACAUACUAAGCUAUUCUUGCAGAGAAGAAUUCUGUUUGAAUUAUUUAUGACUGAUUGGAGAGUCACACUCUCUUUGCAUUGGUUUGGGCAAAACAUCUUCCCCUGUUUGGGGGGAAAUUGAAUCAAGUACAUUGUAGCUCCUUAAAUGAAGUCUUCAUUAUAAGAAAACAAUACAUAUAUUGUAAUCAGUGGUCCGACAUUUGGGACUGAUUUAUGGAUGGCGUAUGCAUGUUUGAUCAAUUUGUACAGUGCCAGAGGAAAUUGAUUUUUCUCCCCUUUGGGGGAAGUGGGGAUAGUCAUACUAAAUGCUUUCCUUGUAGAUGCUGGCCGUAUUUGUUUCACACAGAUAUGGAGCACGAUCAGCAAUCCGUCAUUGGUUUACAGAAACCAAAACUUGCCUAAUGGAUGGUGCGAACCAGCGUAAGGAUAUCUGAUCGCAAUCCAAAUCUGUGUGAAACAAACUAGCCCACGGAGGGGCCCCAAGAAUGAGCCUUAAAACUUACACACAUGGUGUUCGGGUGAAUCUGAGAGUGUGUAUUUGAUGCAGUUUUACUCUGCAGUAGUUCUCCAUCUUGAAAUGCUCACUUACUCCAGAGCUGUUCAUAGAAAGAGUUGUGACAUGAGUGUCUUGAUUGUUGGAACCAAAAUAGUGGAUUACGCAUCAGUGCACAUGGACAGUUAGCACACCAUGUUUGCGUGAUGUGCUCCACACAUAAUGAAUACCUAUUUUCAUUCAUUCAAAGUCUGAAGUUGGCACUACUCUCUCUCUAUAUAGCUCUGGCUUAGUGGCAAUACUGCCCUCCGAUGGUUGGUGACUGAGAAUAUUGCCUCAAACAUGUAUACACUCCAGAUGCUGUAUAUUCUUUUGUAUGUUCACAGCAACCCUACUCUUAUGGCAACCAGAAAUAAGACGAAAUACAGCGGGCCAUUUACAUUUUAUUGUGCAUCAGGAUUCAUACAGUGCAUGGCUAUAAUGCAAGUGUCAUUCCCAAAACAUUGCAUCGGGUCAUCAGAGAGACGCGUCAUCUUGACCGAGAUAAUUUUCCCAAAGUGCUGACCCACAUCGUAAAAAACCUCCCAAAACACGUGAUGUGAAAAUUGAUGGUUUUUGUCAUGGAGGGGAAGUAAAGCUGUCAAUCUGCAUUAGAGUGUACAGAUACCACAUUGCUGUGGUUGGAUGGCUAGAAAAAUGUGCCUCCUUCACAUUCCUGGUUAAGUUCAAAUCACUUAUUAGUGAGAAAUCAGGAUAAUUGAACUUUCUGAUUACCUUAUGUUUGAUGCAUGAUGCUUCAUUUGAGGGAGCCACAGUCGCACUGAUGUUGCUGCCUACUCUCUCUCUCUCUCUUGUAUUUAGCAUAAACGAGGUGUAAGCUUAUUGCCCAUAUAAAGUGCCUGUGAUGUUUAACUCCCUACUUGGAGGGGGCAACUGAAAGGGAAAAAACUCUUGUGCCUUUUGUGCCGUUAAUUUUUCAUCUUUUUAUGUGUGGAAAUGGGAGGUGCGUCGGAGGAUGUGCUUUACUGAAGAAAUAAAGAAUUCAGUUUUGAAAGAUACAGUAUUAAUGAAGGCCAGUCCAUGGGGACAGGACGGGGUAGAAUACACGUAGAGUGCUUGUAUUGCUCUCAAGCCUAGAGCAUCAUGAAAUGGCACAUGGGUUGAUUGAAGGUUGAUUGAUUGAGUUUAUCAGGAAAUGUUGGGAUAGCAAGCCAGAGGCAGCAGCCUUGGUAAGUUCCUGUUUUUGAUAUUAUGAUGCAGCUGGGAGAGGUUUGUGUAUGCCCACUAAUGCGUUCAGUAUGAACUAAUGAGUUCAGUUAUGUAUGAUGCACUUUGCAUUUCCUCAGUUUCUUUUGAUAUAGGAAAUAUUGAGACCAUAAUGAUUCAACACAAAAAGUCACACAAAACCACUCAAAUUUCCCGUUGCUAGGCUAUAGCCUCUUUGUAACCCUUUUAAGCUGAAUUUAGCCCAUUGCAGGUAAUGCAUUCAGGAUGUUACUGGUGGUUGCAAACAAGUAUAUGUCUAUUAAGGCAUGGGAGAUUUUCUAGUCGAAAUUGUAUGAGGUGUUAUCACAAGGAAAGUAAUGGAACUUCAGAAUUUGUGAGAAAGUGUGAUUUUUUUUUUGUGGAGCAAAGACACCCAGAUUUGUGGACAAAGUCUUCACUUACCAGGUCUUAAAGAUUUACUGCAGUACCUGUUGCUCAUGCUACACUCCCACCCCUUACUCGGUCAGCUUGAUUUCCUCCCUCUCUCUCUUACCCAUGUUUUCUGCUGCCCUGGAUCUGCAUUUCCUGAUCUUAAAGUUGUCCACAAUGGAUCUAGAUAAAUAGUUCACGAAUCCAAUAAAGUUGCACUUGGGCCUGGCAUACGGUGAAGUAGAUUACAGAAGGAAGUGAUAUGAAUGGCAGGGGCCUGUCAUUAAAGAUUCAUGUGAAUCUGGCAAAGGACCAAACUCAUCCCCACCACAUGUGAUAUAUUUUUGUUUAAUUUCCAAAGUGGGGCUGUGGUUAACAUAUAGUUGCGAUUUUUAAAGUCUGUAGUGUAGGAUUCCUAAAUGGAGAGAACACAGAGAGUCAUCAGUAGUCCUACAAUUUUCCACAGAAGAGGGUCAGGGAGUCAUCUGAUGUGACUUUUUAGACCCUUUAAGGCGACUGUGAGGUGAGGCCAUGGGAAAUUCCUACAUCACAAGUAGUUACCAGUGCAAAAAGAUUCCAUGUAUCGGAGCUUGUUUGGAUGCUUGCCAGUUGGAGCAUUCUGAUGGCAAAAACAUGAAAACUUCAUCAGUUUGCAUCUUUUGAAAGAAAGGUCAAUCAUUCAAAGGUGUAAUGGCCAGUAUUUUAUUACUGAGAUUUUUGGUGUGUUGAUUUUAUUGGGUGAUAGAAGGGUCCUGUAAGCCCGGCCCUGUGGUGUUCUGGCCAAUCACAGCCAUGAUUGAUUUAUGUCUGACAAGCAUUUACAAUGAUCAGGGGUGUGCAUGUAUGGAUGAAUGACACACCAUUGCAAGGUGCAGUGUUUAAUGCAAUGAAGGGGAGCAUGUGUUGAUUGCCCACCUUCACAGUAGGCCGGACUUUCUGGAAGUUGGUCUAUUCGGCAGGGUAUGCGACCUUACACUUUAGAAAAUAGCCUCAAAAUCAGAUGUGACUGAUUCAGCGCUUUCAUUAAAAAAAACACAUCAGUCCAUGACCAUACAAAAGUGAAAAUCAUGGUCUAGUCCCAACUUUUCCACAUUUAAUUGCUGAGUAAUUUGGUUACCGUGUUCAAUGCGAGAGGAAUUUUCAAAAGCUGCUGUCAAAAUGGCCAAAAUGUCAAGGAUCUAUGUGCCAUUUGAUAAGGCAUGUUGGAGACGUUCCAAUUCCACACACACAACACUUCCCCAUUUCAUCUAUGUGACUGAUUUUAUUUCUUGCUCUGCUUGGUGUAAGACAAAAAAAAAUGUUUAUCAACGGGAAAAUGUUGAAAUUGAAGAAUUUAUUAUAUCUAUGUGCUGGAUUGUAGUAUCAGUGAGUCUUCUUUGUGAAGAAAUAAAACUACACACUGCAAAAACAAGUGUUGAUAAAAUGUUCUUGUAACCAUAAAUAUAAACAAAAGUUUUGAAAAGUUUAAAAUAAUUGCAGGGCUUGAGCUGAUUUGAAUGUGUGGUUGUCAUCAUUACCCAUUGAAUAUGCAUGCUGCUUCACAAGCACAUCUGGUUAGCAUUUGAAAAUGAAUAAUUGAGUAGAUAAUUGCAUAAUCAUGCAUAUUCAUUAGCCAUCGUGGUGAAGGAUGAGACCCAAGUUCGAUACAUAGGCAUCCGGUUAUUAAAACCUAUCUUCUGUCCACAGUAUUGCUUGAUCUAAGCCAGUGCAGCUUACUAUGAAAGGGUUUUCACAACUAAAAGGAAAGUACCAGUGGCAGGUUUCCCAUGGCUUGGAUGUCUUGGAGUUUCAAUUUUGCUGUAGCAAGCUCCAGUGAAUAGUCUCAGGAGUGUGUGCUAAUCAUGUGACUUUGCUCUUUGCACUUUGUGGAUUACAGUGCACGGGGCAUUCAGCUAGGGUUGAUGGUGUGAUUAUUACUUGUGAUCUGCUCUGUUCUCCACUGUUGGCUAGUGGAAGGCACCCCGGCCCAGUAGUCUGUAUGAAACAUGACGGAGUUAAGGACCUCGCAGUCUUGGGAACGUAUCUGUGGACAUUUGAAGUUUAUUUAUGACAUUUGUAAUUACCAAGGGAAACGAUGCUAUAACCACCCCAUUUUUAAAACUGUAUUAGAUUGAAAUCAAAGAGAAACAUAAGCAAAAAGUGAUGAUUCCAGCUGGUAUGCUAUGAAGAAAUGCAUGACAUGCAUUGUCAAUAAAAAAAUAAUUGUUUGGCAAACUAUAGUUUCAAAUGCAAUGUCCUUUUAGCCACUUGGUGUGGGUUGGCGGACAGCCCCAAACUGCUCAGCAAUAAAUAAAGCUCUGGACUCGCCCGACAGCAAUUUGUUUAGUGUUAAAUUAACUUUUCGUUCCAAAUAACAUUGUGGUUUUCCUUCUGUAUGA
Molecule: messenger RNA, 11091 nt
Organism: Acanthaster planci (crown-of-thorns starfish)
Lineage: Eukaryota; Metazoa; Echinodermata; Asteroidea; Valvatida; Acanthasteridae
Source: RefSeq, a predicted model, not a curated record